AUGAGCCGAAAGCUCGCCCCCGAAGCCAAUCGGAUUCUCUUCGUCAAGAACCUCAACUACAACGUAACGGCAGAGCAACUUUUCGACCUGUUUGGCAAAUUUGGUCCCAUUCGUCAAAUUCGCCAGGGUAUCGCCAAUAACUCCAAGGGAACCGCAUUUGUUGUCUACGAAGACGUCCAUGACGCAAAGCAGGCAUGCGAUAAACUAAAUGGCUUCAAUUUCCAAAACAGAUAUUUGGUCGUCCUCUAUCACCAGCCAGAGAAGAUGGUGCGGACGAAAGAGGAUAUUACGGAAAGACAAGAGAACUUAGAGAGGCUGAAACAACAACAUGGGAUAGAAUGA
Molecule: messenger RNA, 342 nt
Organism: Penicillium roqueforti
Lineage: Eukaryota; Fungi; Ascomycota; Eurotiomycetes; Eurotiales; Aspergillaceae
Product: putative pre-mRNA branch site protein p14
Exons: 5
Coding region: 1-342 (113 amino acids)
Cellular component (GO): nucleus; ribonucleoprotein complex; cytoplasm
Molecular function (GO): mRNA binding
Source: RefSeq, a predicted model, not a curated record